Molecule: messenger RNA, 924 nt
Organism: Rotaria sordida
Lineage: Eukaryota; Metazoa; Rotifera; Eurotatoria; Philodinida; Philodinidae
Source: the annotation of a GenBank genome assembly
AUGAAUAGUGCAUCGUAUUUUUCAACAACAAACAGUCAACCCUUUGUGGGUUACGGUCGAGGACUUAGUUUAUUAUCAUCAUCAUCAAGUCAAUAUAUGAGAGUUUCAAGCCUAUUUCUUGAUCUUACCUAUAGAAGUUUUACAAUCGAAGCAUGGAUUUUUUCAACAACAGUGUAUUCUGGUGAUUAUGGUAUAUUUAGUCAAUGUCAAUGUACGACAUGUUCUAAUCAAUGUUUAUAUUUUCUUGUUCGAGGAGGUUAUUUAUUUGCUGGUUUUACACACAAUGAUAUAAGUGGUUCACAAAAUCUAAUCAAUAAUCUUUGUGCUUAUCAAGAAAUUAAUGAAACAAUUGAUAUUGGUUCAACACUUGUUCUUUUAAUAAGAAAUUAUUUUAAUGGUUAUAUUGAUAAUGUAAAAAUAACUACACGUGCAAAAACUUCUGAUGAAAUUCUUACUGCUGCCACAUUAGCUGGUUACUUUUCAUUUGAUAUGCCUUCUCCAUAUAAUGAUAAUGGUCCAAAUAGUGUUAAUGGAACACAAAACACAAUCUAUCGAUGUCACAAUCUAAUUGGUAUUUUUUCAAAUUACGGUACAACAGGGCAAAUCAUUAUUCAAGGAUGGUCUUCAUCUUGGAUAAUUCUAGUCGGUCCAUAUCUUACUACAAAUACUUGGACACAUAUUUCAGUGACAUACAGUUACACAAAUGGACUUUCGUUAUAUGUAAAUGGAGGCUAUUUUGGUCAAACUGAUAGUUUUACAUUUACUAAUUCUGGUUAUAUAACAUAUUUACAAUUGGGAUUUAUGUAUACUUGCUCAUCAAGUAGUAGUGUUUCAAAUAGUGCUUACCAAGGGUCGGUGGAUGAAGUAUAUGUGCAUAGUCGUGAACUUACACAAGCUGAGGUUACGACACUUGCUAGUUCAUAA